Messenger RNA from Balaenoptera musculus (blue whale), 5704 nucleotides. Its product is annotated as phosphatidylinositol 3-kinase regulatory subunit gamma. NCBI's taxonomy places the organism in Eukaryota, Metazoa, Chordata, Mammalia, Artiodactyla, Balaenopteridae. The record is from RefSeq and is a predicted model, not a curated record. Gene Ontology annotation, molecular function: 1-phosphatidylinositol-3-kinase regulator activity. Gene Ontology annotation, cellular component: phosphatidylinositol 3-kinase complex. Bases 904 to 2289 code for a protein of 461 amino acids. The transcript is spliced from 10 exons. Gene Ontology annotation, biological process: insulin receptor signaling pathway; phosphatidylinositol phosphate biosynthetic process.
AGCCGAGGCGGACGACAGCUUCCUGAACAGUUUCUCAGGCACCUGACAGAAGCCCCAACACUUUGAGGCGGAAUAGAGUGGAAGGGGCAGUGGCGAUGCUGGCCAUCCCCCCUGCUCGGCGCGGUUGGGUGGCGCCUCAGCGGGAGAGCUUGGGGGCGGGGAGGGUGUCCCCCCUCCGCGCCGUUAAAAUGAAACUCUAGUGGCUUGAGUCAGGGCAGAGCGUGAGGGGAGCCGGCGCUGGCGAGCUUACUUGCAGCCGGGCGGGAGCGCACGGCCAAGCAGAGCUAACUGGACUCUCGGACGGGCCCCCAUCCCCAGGCUGCAGCAGCUUCGGUUCCGAGCCCGACCGGAACGGAGCCCGAGUCCUGGCCCCUGAGGGGAUUUCUCCCCGCAGACCAGUGGGACCCUGAAACUUGAACGCAAUACCCAACCUCCUUUUUAUGCCUUCCUUUGUCACUUAUCCACCUUUCUCCCAGCGCGUUCUUUCCCCCGCCCCCCCUCUAUUCUCCCUCUUUUGAAGGACACAAAAGUGGCUUCCGCGGAAAAAUUUGAAGGCGGUGGGAGCUUUUCUCUUUGGAGAACGACUGUGUAGGAGGGAUUUUUGGGGAAGCCGCUUUUUAACACUUCUGCCCUCCGCCCCCCAAGCCUUUCUGUACCCCUUCGAGGAGAAAAGCCCGUAGAUUGAACGUUCGGGGGGCAUUUUGCUGGCUGCCAGAGCAGGAGAGGGGAGGAGGACCCCGUCCUUGUCCUGGUAGUUGACUGGACUUGUACCGGCCGUUGGAAACCCCGAAGUACAUUUCCGAGUGGGACUUUUACAGAUAUAUAUUUUUAGAUUUUUAAAUAGCAGAUAAAAAAUAUAUAUGCUUUCUAUAUAUUUCCUGACGACCUGCCCCUGACAGCGCGAUGUACAAUACGGUGUGGAGUAUGGACCGCGAUGACGCAGACUGGAGGGAGGUGAUGAUGCCCUAUUCGACAGAACUGAUAUUUUAUAUUGAAAUGGAUCCUCCAGCUCUUCCACCAAAGCCACCGAAGCCAAUGACUUCAGCCAUUACAAAUGGAAUGAAGGACGGUUCUGUUUCUCUUCAGGAUGCAGAAUGGUACUGGGGAGAUAUUUCAAGGGAGGAGGUAAAUGACAAAUUACGGGACAUGCCAGAUGGUACCUUCUUGGUCAGAGAUGCCUCAACAAAAAUGCAGGGAGAUUACACUUUGACUUUGCGGAAGGGAGGCAAUAAUAAGCUAAUAAAGAUCUAUCAUCGAGAUGGUAAAUAUGGCUUUUCUGAUCCUCUGACAUUUAAUUCUGUGGUGGAGCUCAUUAGCCACUAUCAUCAUGAAUCUCUUGCUCAGUACAAUCCCAAACUUGAUGUGAAGCUGAUGUACCCAGUGUCCAGAUACCAACAGGAUCAGUUGGUAAAAGAAGAUAACAUUGAUGCAGUAGGUAAAAAACUGCAAGAGUAUCACUCUCAGUAUCAGGAAAAGAGUAAAGAGUAUGACAGGCUAUAUGAAGAAUAUACCAGAACAUCCCAGGAAAUACAGAUGAAGAGGACUGCAAUUGAAGCUUUUAAUGAAACAAUUAAAAUAUUUGAAGAGCAGUGUCAUACACAAGAGCAACAUAGCAAAGAAUAUAUUGAGCGAUUUCGGAAAGAAGGGAAUGAAAAGGAAAUUGAACGAAUUAUGAUGAACUAUGACAAAUUGAAAUCACGUCUGGGUGAGAUUCAUGAUAGCAAAAUGCGUCUAGAGCAGGAUUUGAAGAAACAAGCUUUGGACAACCGGGAAAUAGAUAAAAAAAUGAACAGUAUCAAACCUGACCUGAUCCAGCUGCGCAAGAUCCGAGAUCAGCACCUUGUGUGGCUCAAUCACAAAGGAGUAAGACAGAAGCGCCUAAAUGCCUGGCUGGGAAUCAAGAAUGAGGAUGCUGCUGAGACCUAUUUUAUCAAUGAGGAAGAUGAAAACCUGCCCCAUUAUGAUGAGAAAACCUGGUUUGUUGAGGAUAUCAAUCGAGUACAAGCAGAGGACUUGCUUUAUGGGAAACCUGAUGGUGCAUUCUUAAUUCGUGAGAGUAGCAAGAAAGGAUGUUAUGCUUGCUCUGUGGUUGCUGAUGGGGAAGUGAAGCACUGCGUGAUCUACAGCACUGCUCGGGGUUAUGGCUUUGCAGAGCCCUACAACCUGUACAGCUCACUGAAGGAGCUGGUGCUCCAUUACCAGCAGACAUCCCUCGUCCAGCACAAUGACUCCCUCAACGUCAGGCUUGCCUACCCUGUCCACGCACAGAUGCCCUCGCUCUGCAGAUAAAGAGGGAGUGGGAAGAGCGGUGGCUCUCUAGCAUUUUUUCUACAGUUUUUAUUAGACUAUGAGGGCAUUCUUUCUACGUAGACUGCUUGUUUUGCACAAGAAGUGAUUCUGUGAAUGUGAAGUGGAGAGGCCGAGCAGCAGCCGGCCAGAAUGGGGGCAUAUGGGGCCUGGGGUUCUCUGGGACUCACUGCUGCACUGACAUAGGAAGCUGGGAGCAGAUGCUGUUUUUUGGAAAGUCUGUUUCCUUGGGGUUUUUGUUUUAUUUAGCCAGGCACCCUCAACAGAACACAUUAGGCCUGAUGGGGGUGAGGGUUAUAUCUGGAAGCCUCUGGGGAGUCCAUGUCCUCUUCUGAGAGGCCAUGUCGCUCUGAGAGUGUGGUGGGGCAUGGCCCUUCUCUCUUCCUCCCAACAAGGCGGUGGUUUUGGUUCAGUGGUAGAAUGGCAUUUGGUGAAAAAGACAACCAAAGGAAAAUGGGGAGGCUUGGGAUUUCAUUUAAAGAAUCUUAAUCCAUGGGUAAAAACUUUCAACCGAAGGUACUUAACCAACAUCGUUUAGGCGUCAGCAUCUCAGUAGCUCCUCCCUUUAAAGAAGCAUUAUGUUUAGAAACCAAAUUGAUCCCAGCAAAACGAUUGUUGCCAGACUAAGGUCUGAUGGAAGAAGGCGGCACUAGUAUCUGAAUGCACACUUCUGUACCAAAACUUGAAAGUAAAACUAGAGAAUUUGUUAGUUUUAGCAAACACUAAAAUUGGUCAGUGUAACUCCUUUUGCCCUGCCCUUGUUUCUCUGAGAUGAGGAAUAGUGUUCUUUUUGUGGGCUGGUGAGCUUUGAAUCAUAAAAUGAAGUUGGUACUUGUGUGGUGUUUCCUUAGCCUAAAGAAUGAUCUGUUGUUUGAAACCUUUGUAACUUGUGUGUAUGAGUAAAGAAAAGGUGCAAUCCAGUGCUUUUAGAUGGCUUGAUAUACCAAAUAAUGAUGUAGAACAACAUUCUUAUAUGUGCUUCCCCAAGUUUAAAUGCCCAGCAGAAAUAGUCAGCAUGGUUUAAUUUCCCGUCAUCUCCUGUCGUUUGCUGGGUAGGGCCCAGGGGAGCCAUAGGUGGCUAAGGCUGUAGCUGGAAGGGAGCCAGAUUGCGGUCAGGGACUUCAAUAAAUCACAGGCCCAAGGGCUCUGGUUUCCAGGGCGAGGGUCAUACCACAUUACCCAUGUGCUUCCAUACAGUGGUUUCUGAAACUUUUGCAAGGAGAGGAAGGGAUGGCUUGGAGUUUAGACUGUUAGCCGAAGCCAUCUGGAAGCUUUUUUCUUUGCCUUUUUUGUGAUCCUGCCAUUAAGAUGAUGUGCACAGACUGUCCUCAUGCUCCAGUGGCCCUGAUUUUAGGCCAGGAAUCCUCUGCUUCAUGUGGUUUAAGCCUUCCAGCUGAGUGAAGCUGGGCAAAUGGAGCUGGAGGCAGCCCCUACUCCUACCUCCAUUAUGCUCCACCCUCCUCAGUCAACACUCGUUUGACAGAUAGAGUCCAGCUGCCUCUGAGCCAAUCCUAGAGCCAUAAUAGGCUCGAGUGAGUCAGCUGUUUGAACCCAAAGCUGUGCAGUCAGGCAUCCUGGCUGAGCUACAGAAGUCAAUAUCUGAGUCUUGGUGAAUAAAUAAGGUUUACACCUAGGGAAACUCCAGUUUUUGGGAUGAAAGAAACAAAUUUUGCUUUCCCUGAGCACUUAUCUUGGUGACAGGAUCUAGAAUGGACCAUGACAUAGAAAUAGACGUAGAUUAACAAUUUGGGGGAGAACCUCCAGAGUUACUAACAGUGAAGAUAGAAAGAAAAGGGGCAUAUCUUUGGCUUUUCCUUGGUUACGUUGCAGUCUCAGGAUUGGGUGAGGCAGACAAAUGAAACCCCCUCCAAGUGUCACUGUUCUGACCUAAGCCCUUAACUAGUUGAUAGCCCACUGGAAUCCCUUCCCCAUAUUGCCAGAUUGUUGAACCUGCUUAAGCAGCUAGAUGCUCAAGAUUGGGUGCAAGGAAUCCCUUCUUUCUGGUACUAAAAUUUAGUGUGUCCUGGAUAUCUCUUAAAAUAAACGAAAAGGAGAAUGAGGAUGAACCAUGUGUUGCUCCUUAUCAGGCAGCAUUAAGGGUGUGCAGGGAGAGCGCAAGCGCCAUCUACCAUUUACACUUGGGCUGGCUAGUGGAGAAGGGCUACUCAUUUUUAAGUCAUACAUUCCUUCACUUUUUCUUCCCUGUUUUUCAUUACUGAAUUUGUUGCUUUGUGGGAACUAAGACCUAGGGAUCAUUUGAGAAGUUGGAAAGUAUCUUUUCUGAGUAGUUGCCAUGUGAUUUGCUUGAUCUUGACCAGUGGAAAUGGCAUAGGGACCAGUCUGCUAACCACUUGGAGGGGUAGUAUGCAGCUCUUUUACUCCAUGGUCUUGGCAGCAGGUCUUGGCCUCCUUCAUCAGAACCUAGCUCUGUGUGUUAUCCCAUGAUCUGGGCCCUGGGAUUCUCUCUUGGCAUCUUAACUGCAGCCUCAGUGAGGCAGAGGGUAAAGAGACAGACCGAGACCAGAGGGGCUCAUUGUUUUCCAGGCUAGAGAAGCUGGCCACCAACACGGAAGCAGCUUGGGGCUGGCUGGACACCGGUCAGAGGCCUAUCUUUUCCAGGUUGAGCUUUCAUCACAGAACAAUGCUCUGUCUCCAUCUGGCCAUAGAUGCUAACUAAGCCUUGGCCAUGCCUCAGGCCUGUAUAGGCUAGUGGUGUCCUUACCACUGAUUUGGUCAAGUUUGAGGACUUCUGAUUACAGCCCCUACUCUGUCUCCAAGCCUCGAUGGAAUCCCCGCUUAUUUUGGACCCUCAAGUGCUUUGCAGAAGCUCUGAGAGCCAAUGUGGUGUCUUCCACCGGUCUCCUCUUGCAGCAAGGAACCAGCCUCAUGGGUCCUCUUGGGCCAAGAAUUGCAUCUGGGCAAUUACUGGUUAUUCAAGGUGGUCUCUUGCCAGUUAAGACUCCUUAGUAGAUCUGUGUGAGGCUUCAGUGGCCUCAAAGCAGAGGGUCCAGAUGGGGGCCUGGCUGGGCCCUCUGCUGUCAACUGCUCAGCCUUGCUCUAGCUCCAGCCACUUGUGACAGACAACCUUGUUUCCUUACAAAUUCCAGCAUGUGACUUUGGUGCCCUGUUGUUACUCGUGAAAACCUAUUCUUCUGUUGUCUUUGGUGUAGUCAAAAAAAUUCAUGUAGUUACGUAAAAAUAUCGGAUUUACAAGGAAGCCAACUGUAUGUCUUGUGUUGGGACAAUUCAUAAUGUAGUUCCUAGACCACUUUUGCAAAUUGUUCUUGUCACCAGGUGUGUUCAGACAUUGCUGUGCAGUUGUGGGGGAGGGUGGGGGGAAGGUGAGGGGAGAUACUUUUUGGUCUUUUUGUUUUUUACCUUCCCCAAGUGGGGACAG